CAUAAUGUUCUGUAAUUAGUGAUAGUAAGUAUUCCUAUAGUACUAAAAUAGUUAAUUCAAAAAUAUGGUUUAUAUAUUAAGAUGUUUAGGAAGUAAUUUUGCACUAUUAAUCACCCUCACCAGAUGUUUUAAGUUUUUCGACUUUUUCACGUUGUUGUUCCGUUUCUUUGAUAUACAUAAGUUUCUCCUUGGUCAAUCUUUUCACCACACCAGUCUUGAUUUUCAACGUUUUAAUACGAGGAUCUGCCAUCACUUACCCCAACACGAGAAGAAAUCCUUCCUAUAUUCAACGCAGCAGCUGCAGACGUGGGUAGAAUUGAAAUGAAACAGAAAGGAAAUCGUUACUAUGGCUUAGGUUGAAUUUAAAGUUAUUAAAUCAAUAAGAGAAUGAAUGGCAAUUGUUCUUUUCGUGAAUGUAAGUAGAGCAACCAGACUUCCAAGAAAUGUAAUAGAAAAUUUAGAAAUUAAAAUAACUUUAUGCUACAAGCAUAGGUAAGAGAAGGCUAACAAAACUUUUGAACCAUUUUAUCUAACCUAAAAUAUCAACGUAAAAUUUCGUGACUUCUUGAGAGUGCUGGUAGAUAGCAGCACGUUAAAUAAUUAACUAAUUAUUAAAUUUAAUAAUUGAAUAACGAAUAUAACAGCUUUCGGAUAUUGUAUCCAAUAUCCAUACUAUUGUUUAAUGUUUAUGUGCUAACUACUAAAGUUUUACACCUACGUUCAGAAAGUUAAUAGAUUAAUACUUUUAACCUUGAAAAUUUCGGUGCAUACUAGUUGCAUCUCAAUGCCAAGUAGGAUCAAAUUUUAACAAAUACAUUCAGUCAUUCAAGUAGUUAGUAUCCAGAGAGGUCAAUCCAUUACCUUUUACCCAUUGGCCAUUACCUAUAAAAAAAUAGAACACUUCAAGCCUUUAUGCUACAGACAACGUUAUAUGGAAUGAUAUUUAAAUAUUUAAUUAUAGCUGUGAUAAUAGCACUAGGCCCCGGACCAAGGUUAUUAGAUAAUACUAGUAAGAUAACGCAAGACAUGCCUGCCGUCUGCGUGGGCUAGUGAUUUAUUUAUGUUUAUCCAUGAGUUAAUUAAUAUUUAUUAUGUUAAUUAGUGAUGGAAAUAAACGAAUGAUUUUAAUAAUAAUCAAAUGAUAAGUAAUCGAUAUAAAAUAUAAGAAUAUACAAGAAGAAGGCGCGCACCCGGGCUAUAAGGCGUCCGGCAGUUAAGGAUUUUCGUUCCGGUCAAGUAACUUGAACUCGCUUAUUCUUCCCAUAGACCUUAUAUUAUUUAGUAUAAGGUCUAUGGACGUAGAGAAGAUACAUCUCGACAUCGUGCACAAUCUGCACAUAAUACUAAAUAGUAAAUAGGCAUUUACAAAAUGGUCGUCACUUUUUUUGUUUACAUUGAAAGUGACCCUUCUGCUUUUAUCUAUUCUGUAGUAUUAAUUUGAUUGCGUUAUCACAUAAAACAACUUAAUGAUAAUGAGAUAAUAUUUGAUUAGUGAUUACUGAUUACUGAAAGACUAUGGUUUACGGGCAGGACUAGGCGUAGCACGUAAGAUUUGGCUAUGUAGCAUUUUUAUUUUUAAAUUAAAAAUAAUUUAUAAUGAAAUCAUUAUUAAAUAACAUGUAACAUGUUUACCUAUGGUAUAUAAUAUGAGUGGCGAAGUAAAAAUUGUUUAGUGAGGGAGAAACUGUUUAAAUUAACACACUGGUGUUGGAUUUAUUUAAAUCAUGGAAGUAGAAGAUAAUUUUCCAGCUGCAUUACGUAUUGUCACGGAAAUUCAAAAUGUAAUUAAUAAAGAUCCGAAAUUAAAAGAAUUUGAUCUAGUCAUCCAACCAGAAAGUCAAAACAAGUCGCCAGUCAUACAUGUUGAGAAUUGCCUAGGUCUUGAAACAUGGUGUGUACGCCAUGUAUACGAAUAUGUACACAGAAAAUUAAUUGCUCACAGAAAACGAUUGAAAAGACAAGCUCCAUGUGACCUAAUACCAUUGCUCACAUCAGCAUUGUUGAUAAAUCCAGAGGUAAUCACCUUUUGGAAUAUAAGAAAAGAGUUAUUAAUGAGUGGAUAUUUACACCUUAUGGAAGAGUUACAAUAUUCUGCUGUUGUAUUAUCAUUCAAACCGAAAUGUGCGGAAAUAUUUAACUAUAGAAAAUGGAUUUAUUCCAACAUGUUAAAUGAUUUCAAUACUACCAAUAUUGUGUUCAAUGAGUUCUUGGUAACAUUGUCUGCUGCUGCUGCAUACCCUAGCAAUUAUAAUGCUUGGAAUCAUAGUUUUUGGUUUGUUGAAAAAUCACUUCAAUGUGAAAACUUUGGUAUUGUCGCUCAGCAAUUAGCAAUGACAAAGACAUGGUGUCGUGAGCAUGUUUCUGACCACAGCUGUAUGCAAUACCGACAGCGAUUACUCAAAUGUUUGGUUGCUGAUAAAAGAUGUUUACGGCAUUUAGAAUUCUGUACGUCAAAAUCACUUUUAAGAUUUUUCAACUCUGAUGAGAGGCAUAAAUUAAUGCGACCAUCAGAAGACUAUUUUGGCGAGGCUCUUGGAGUGACAUUAGAUGAACUUUAUUUCAAUGAAGAUCUGAUUGCAAUGUAUCAGAAUCACGAGGCUCUUUGGAAUCACCGAAGAUUUUUGUGUCAUUUAUUGAUAAAUAUAUGCAACACUGAUUCAGUUAAAGAAGUUUUAAUGAAUAAUGAAAAAAGAAUAUGUACCUCUUUUUUUAAAGGCAAUGAAACAUUUAUAAAAAAACAUGUGGUAUGGCUUCAAAGAACUUUAUGUAUUCCUAUUAAAUUAUUGUAAUUUUAUUUGAUUCAAUUGUUACCAUUCAUUCAUAAAAUAAAAAUCCUAAACUUAUGUUUUCUAUAAUUAUUAUAAAUUAUAUUAAUGUUUUAUUAAUUUUACCAAUUUUAUCAAUAUAUAACCACAAUAUUUUGUG
This is a messenger RNA of Adelges cooleyi (spruce gall adelgid), 2925 nucleotides long. It is a transcript of the gene temp, whose product is annotated as protein prenyltransferase alpha subunit repeat-containing protein 1. NCBI's taxonomy places the organism in Eukaryota, Metazoa, Arthropoda, Insecta, Hemiptera, Adelgidae. Gene Ontology annotation, molecular function: protein prenyltransferase activity. The transcript has 4 exons. The record is from RefSeq and is a predicted model, not a curated record. Gene Ontology annotation, biological process: protein prenylation. The coding region runs from base 1725 to 2789 and encodes 354 amino acids. Gene Ontology annotation, cellular component: cytoplasm.